UAUUUUGCAUCCAAGUCUUUUUUUAGUGCGGCAUCUUUCAAUUCUGUCUCUUUCUGCUGUCGCUUUUGUUCGUUGCUAUAGUUGUGGCUUUAUUCUUUCUUUCUGUAACUUUGCGACGGUUCAUUUCCACUCGAUGGCCGAAGAAGCACCCGCACUCAAGAAGGACUCUACCAUGGUUGUGACUGCUAAGGAGGGAGAACAGUUUCUUGAAGAGCACGGAAAGGUUCAUGAAGAUGUAAAAACGAGAGCACAACAGAAAGAACUUGAGGAAAGCGAAGAUGACGCCGCUAGCAAACUGAAAAGAACUUCGACUAUGGCUGCGACCGCACAGGAGGGAAGCGAUCUCCUUGGAGAUGAAGAACGCGGUAAAACGCGAUCAGUGACUGCGGCUAUGAAAGAGACGGAUGAAGGCGAUCAAGAGGAAAGCGGAGAAGACGACGACGAUGAAGAAGAAGAAGAAGAACCGAACGGAAACUCCGAAGAGGAUGGAGGAGAUAAACCAGCUGUCAAACGCGAUGGAACUAUGGUUGUGACCGCUGCGGAAGGUGAAAAGUUUUUGGAAAACGAGGGCCAUACGGUUGACGGUGGAACACGUGGGGAAACCGAAGCAGUGAAAGCAGCUAUCGAAGAAACCGAAGCCGAUAAACAGAAUGGUGAUAAAGAAGAUGAUAAACCAGACCUGAAACGGAAAGGAACUAUGCAAGAAACUGUCGAGGAGGGUGAAGAAUAUUUGAAAAGGCAGAAAACUACUAAUGGAGAUCACCAAGAGGAAGUCAAAGCUUGAUCUUCACUGUACUUUAAAUGUUGCAACUUUUACGACUGCAUGACAAUUGGACAGAUCUUGUACAGUAUAUACAACAGUAGAGCAUAUGUAACAUUUUUAAGCAUGGCCAUAUACAGCUUCUAUUUAGCAUAAUAGUUAUCUAUCAUUUAAUGGUUUUCCUAAAAUGGAUUUGUCAUUUUCUACCCAGAUCAAAUAGACAACUUUGAACCAAUUUUAUGCUCUUAUCUUUCCUUUUCCCUUCCUUGAGAAAUCAAUCCUGAGAUUCUACAGAACCUUUUUUCUGUAUUAUAAUAAAAUAGGAGACUUUGGAGUUUUGGUAAUUGGGUUGGCAAAGGGCUUGAUUUAAUUAAUUUCUUUGAUGGAUCAAUCCUAGGUACUUGUUAUGAUUUUGAUAUAAAUUGAAACAGACUGGUGACAAAAAUUAUAGUAAUAUCAGUAAGGGAAUUUUUGGUCGGACUAUGUGACCAAAUUCUCUUCAUUAGUCAACAAGGAUUGUAUUGCCAUCAGCUAGGAGAAUUAAGUUUUUAGAUCUUAAGGGGAUAGAAGGUUAUGUCUUAGUGAAGGAUAACUUUGUUUUCUUUUCAAAAGAAGUUGAAACUUAAGGAAAAUUCUAGUGUUUUCUCUUACUUUUAUGGAUAAAUAAUUAAGGGUUUUGAGAUACUUGCUCAUUGAAAUUUUCAGUCAAGGAAUUAAGAAAAAUUUAUAGUGUGUGAUAAAGUCCAUUUUAUUUUCCAAACUCCCCUUUCCCAAGUCCUUAACAGGUGUCUCCUUUGGGAAUUUAUGGAUUUAUUUUCUUAAAAGUGCUAUUUGCUACCCCUGUGUAUGGUAACUCAAAGCCUAUUCAUAUUGUAAACUUUUAAGCUUUUAUACUUUUUAAAAGCCACAUACAACAUCAAACAGACAGCAGAAAAGUAGCUCAUUAAAGUGUUCUUUUUGGAUAA
Molecule: messenger RNA, 1725 nt
Organism: Stylophora pistillata
Lineage: Eukaryota; Metazoa; Cnidaria; Anthozoa; Scleractinia; Pocilloporidae
Source: RefSeq, a predicted model, not a curated record